Paramecium tetraurelia is the source of this 564-nucleotide messenger RNA. RefSeq lists its product as uncharacterized. The transcript has a single exon. NCBI's taxonomy places the organism in Eukaryota, Ciliophora, Oligohymenophorea, Peniculida, Parameciidae. The record is from RefSeq and is a predicted model, not a curated record.
AUGAAAAUUUUGCUUAUCUUGAUAUUAAUAGAUAUAUUUGAGCUGACAUCCCUACCAGCUUGGGAUGCUAAUGCAAAAUUUAGCUAAAACGACUUACACAUUUUAGAGGAAAGAUCAAUAAUAAGAGGGUACUACAAAGAUGUAGCAUCAUAAUCUAAUGGAGCCAUUAUAUCAUCAGCUAGAGCAAAUAUUUUUGCCAGACCUAGUAUUGAUAAUAGUCCUCUUAGAAAUUCAAUUUAUUUUACCGACGCUGUUGCACCUGGACAUGUUUACUUUGCAUUACAUUAAUCAUUAAUUGUAGAAUUUUUACAAGCAUAUGAAAUUAACAAAAUUAGAUAUUGGAUGGUGGAUGUUGACGCCAGAGUGACAACUAUGCAAAUUUAUAUCGUGGGUUCAGACAGGUAAACUGAAACUCUGAUACUUGACGAUUUUGUAUAACCAGGAGUACAUACUCUAAAAUUUCCUGAUUAAUUAGUAUCAAAAAUAAGAUUCUACAAUAAAGGUGGUAAUACUAUAAAUAGUUUCAUGGCAUUAAUUAAAAUCUAAGCCUAUUAUGCAUUUUGA